Molecule: messenger RNA, 1532 nt
Organism: Annulohypoxylon truncatum
Lineage: Eukaryota; Fungi; Ascomycota; Sordariomycetes; Xylariales; Hypoxylaceae
Exons: 2
Coding region: 395-1393 (332 amino acids)
Biological process (GO): regulation of transcription by RNA polymerase II
Cellular component (GO): nucleus
Source: RefSeq, a predicted model, not a curated record
AUUUUUGCUAUGGUCUGUGCGUGGACCCAUUUAUACGCGGGACACCUUACCUUGUGAAAGAUUGUGGCGCAUGAAUCCCUGUGGUUCAGCUCACUCAGCUACUUCAUGCCACCAAUCCAAUCUUGCGACGGUCUAAAUCUUCGGGCUGCUAACAUCUCUCGCAUUAGGUGAAUCAUACGUCGAGGCACACGACAAAGCCAUACGAAAGAUAUUCGAUGCUCACGCUAUCGAUUACCGAGUCUUGUUAACCCGACCAGUAGAAGAACCGGGUAUUUGUCGACAGUAUAGCCUAGCCCAGAAGGACCGGUUCAACGACAGGAUACGCCUCGAGUUCCUACAAGCGUUCAACGCCACCCGGAAGUAUAACAAACAGCUUCCGCACUACUUCUUCAAGAUGAGUGUCGUGUAUAAGAGUCGCGACAUACUACCUUCUGAUCCCUAUCCUCCCGGUAUCGACGGAGGCGAUCAUGACGGAGACACUCGAUCUGUACGAUACUCCCCCGUACCGCCGGUGCAUUAUAUGACAUACGAUGGAGCGGAAAACGCAACCCUCAUACCUCCCUCACCCAACUCCGCCGAUCUGAAUUCGCCGAACAUUCUCGAGCCCCUCAGCCCCCCAGAAAGUCUAUCGGCACCAGCGAAACCUGAUACCAACCGGCUACCGCGUCUAGGGUCUAUACCGAAACCCGAGCGCAUCGAGACAAAGAAUCGGGAUGGGCUAUACUAUUGCGCAUUCCCGGGUUGCACCGAGGCGGUCAAGACAUUUCCUCGGAAGUGCGAAUGGGGCAAGCACAUGGACAAGCACGACAGACCGUACAAGUGCAUGGCGGCGGAAUGCGAGAAGCUGGCCGGGUUUACGUACUCCGGCGGGCUCCUGCGGCACGAGCGCGAGGUCCACGGCAAGCACGGCGGUCCGCGCAACCCGCUCAACUGCCCGCACGGCAACUGCAAGCGGCACGAGGGCAAGGGGUUCUCGCGCAUGGAGAACCUGAACGAGCACCUGCGGCGCGUGCACACGCCGAACGAAGGCGCCGCCGCCUCCUCCAACAACAACAACAACAACAACCUGAACUCCGCGCCCACCGCGCCGUCGCCCGAGGACGAGCAAGACGACGUCCCGGCGUCCGCGACUCUCCAGGCCGCCGUCGGCGUCGCGUCGUCGUCGUCGCCGCCCGAGAAGACGGGCGAGAAGAGGAAGCCGGAGACGGACCUGCGCGACGAGGUCAAGCGGCUGCAGGUCGAGAACGUGAGCCUGCGCGACGAGCUCAACGCGCAGCACCGCCAGAGCAUGGCCAUGAUGCAGCAGAUCGCCGAGAUGAACGCGCGCCUCCUCGCGCUGAGCAACGCCGCCGCCGCCGUCCACCACAAUCCAUCGUCGUCUUCGGAAGCGUAGGGCGCUCCCGUGGGUUACUAUCAACCGUUCCAGAUGGGGAAUAUGAACGGCUGGCGGCAGUGAUUUUUUUGGCUUAUUUUUGUCUCCUCCCCCCCCCUUUUUUUUUAAACUCAUUCUCCUUUGUUACAUACCUGUUUAA